AUGGAGGAGGAGCUGAAGUGCCCCGUGUGCGGCUCCCUGUUUCGGGAGCCCAUCAUCUUGCCCUGUUCCCACAACGUCUGCCUUCCUUGCGCUCGUACCAUUGCCGUGCAGACCCCGGACGGUGAGCCGCACCUGCCCCAGCCGCUCCUGCACUCCCGGGGCUCGGGGCUACCCGCCGGCGCCGCCGCGGCACCCCCUCUGGACCACGACGCGGCGGCUGGCCCGGCCUGCAGCGGCGGAGGCGGGAGCGCAGCUGGCGGCCUGGGCGGCGGUGCGGGCGGUGGCGGGGACCACGCGGACAAGCUGAGCUUGUACAGCGAGACAGACAGCGGUUAUGGUUCCUACACGCCGAGCCUCAAGUCCCCCAACGGGGUUCGCGUGCUGCCCAUGGUGCCCGCGCCGCCAGGCUCCUCGGCCGCCGCGGCCCGGGGUGCCGCCUGCUCUUCGCUGUCCUCGUCCUCUUCAAGCUCCAUCACGUGCCCGCAGUGCCACCGCAGCGCUUCCCUGGACCACCGAGGCCUCCGCGGCUUCCAGCGUAACCGGCUGCUCGAGGCCAUCGUGCAGCGGUACCAGCAGGGCCGCGGGGCCGCGCAGGGGGCGUCCGCAGCCUCUGCAGUGGCCAUCUGCCAGUUGUGCGACCGCACCCCGCCGGAGCCGGCUGCCACGCUAUGCGAGCAGUGCGACGUCCUCUACUGCGCUGCUUGCCAGCUCAAAUGCCAUCCAUCCCGGGGACCCUUCGCUAAGCAUCGCCUGGUGCAGCCGCCGCCGCCACCCGCGCCGGGGGAGGCAGCCUCAGCAUCCCCGGGCGCGGCCCAGGGCGCCCCCAGCGGAGGUGGCGGCUGCAAGAGUCCGGGGGGUGCGGGGGCUGGAGCGGCGGGGGGCAGCGCCGCCCGCAAGUUCCCUACGUGCCCCGAACACGAAAUGGAGAACUACAGCAUGUACUGCGUGAGCUGCAGAACCCCGGUGUGCUAUCUGUGCCUGGAGGAGGGCCGUCAUGGCAAGCACGAGGUGAAGCCGCUGGGAGCCAUGUGGAAACAGCACAAGGCCCAACUGUCACAGGCCUUAAAUGGAGUUUCCGAUAAGGCGAAAGAAGCAAAGGAGUUUCUGGUUCAGCUGAAGAACAUCCUGCAGCAGGUCCAGGAAAACGGACUGGACUACGAAGCCUGCCUGGUUGCUCAGUGUGAUGCGCUGGUCGAUGCUUUAACUCGGCAGAAAGCCAAGCUGCUCACCAAGGUCACCAAAGAGAGAGAGCACAAGCUGAAGAUGGUUUGGGACCAGAUCAAUCACUGCACACUGAAGCUGCGUCAGUCAACCGGGCUGAUGGAGUACUGCCUAGAGGUGAUCAAGGAGAACGACCCCUCUGGCUUCCUACAGAUCUCGGAUGCUCUGAUCAAGCGCGUGCAGGUGUCUCAGGAGCAGUGGGUCAAAGGCGCCCUGGAGCCAAAAGUGUCUGCGGAGUUUGACCUGACCUUGGACAGCGAGCCGCUGCUGCAAGCCAUCCACCAGCUGGACUUCAUCCAGAUGAAAUGUAGGGUGCCGCCCGGCCCCCUGCUGCAGCUGGAGAAGUGUUGCACCCACAACAAUAGUGUCACACUGGCCUGGAGGAUGCCGCCCUUCACCCACAGCCCCGUGGACGGCUACAUCCUGGAGCUGGAUGACGGCGACGGGGGCCAGUUCCGGGAAGUGUAUGUGGGCAAGGAGACCCUGUGCACCAUCGAUGGUCUUCACUUCAACAGUACCUACAAUGCCAGGGUCAAGGCUUUCAACUCCUCCGGCGUCGGGCCUUAUAGUAAAACUGUAGUCCUGCAGACAUCUGACGUGGCCUGGUUCACCUUUGACCCCAACUCUGGGCACCGGGACAUCAUCUUAUCCAAUGACAACCAGACGGCCACCUGCAGCAGCUAUGACGACCGGGUGGUGCUGGGCACAGCCGCGUUCUCCAAGGGCGUGCACUACUGGGAGCUGCACGUGGACCGGUACGACAACCACCCAGACCCCGCCUUCGGGGUGGCCAGGGCCAGCGUGGUCAAGGACAUGAUGCUGGGCAAGGACGACAAGGCCUGGGCCAUGUACGUGGACAACAACCGCAGCUGGUUCAUGCACUGCAACUCCCACACCAACAGGACGGAAGGCGGUGUGUGCAAGGGGGCCACUGUCGGCGUGCUCCUGGACCUGAAUAAGCACACGCUGACCUUCUUCAUCAACGGGCAGCAGCAGGGCCCCACAGCCUUCAGCCAUGUGGAUGGGGUGUUCAUGCCAGCCCUCAGCCUCAACCGCAACGUGCAGGUCACCCUGCACACAGGAUUGGAAGUACCAACAAACCUGGGGCGGCCAAAGCUAUCGGGCAACUAGCCUCCCGGCCCCAGCUGUUCACCGGCGUCUGGGAAAAGCCCCACCAUCCCUCGCUGAGGUCGAAGGACCCGCGAGGGCAGGACGAUCGCCUUGAGGGGUGCAGCCCAGCAGCCGCUCAGUAUCUUAGCGACGUGUUUUCUUUGGAGGGUGAGAAUAGGUCUGCAGGCCACGCUUGUUGAGGCAGCUGGUUAAUAAGCGGCCACUGGUCGGUGGUGAAGCUGCGUGUGUGUUUCUCUCAUUCCUCCUGGACAUUUCGAAUGCUCACAGAGAAGGAACUUUCUCGAGGGAGGGAGAAGGCAUCCGGGGUUUAUGAUUAUGUUUCCUGCCAUCUGUUUUCAAAGCUUGUCUUUUAUGCUGGUGGGGGGGGGCAAGAGGAGGGCCGACUUUGAGACUGGCAUCCUGAGAGCAGAGGCAGGAAGGCACUUCCGGAAUCCCACUCCCCAAGUGUUGAUUGACCCUUUGCUGGGACACCUCUCUGUCCCGAGGCUGCAGGUUCUCAUCUCCUCCAGGAAAGGUUCUCCUUUUUGCUUUUUUAGUCCUGGAGUCUCCACAACAUUAUGCCCUUGCAGACCUAAUCCAAGGUUGAUAGAAAGGGGCAUUAAUCUUGACCUUCACCAUUCCCACUGACCUUCACCAUUCCCACUGAACUAUUGAGAACCUUUAAAAUGGUUUCUUUUGGUCCUUCAUUAAUCA
This is a messenger RNA of Lynx canadensis (Canada lynx), 3045 nucleotides long. It is a transcript of the gene TRIM67, whose product is annotated as tripartite motif containing 67. NCBI's taxonomy places the organism in Eukaryota, Metazoa, Chordata, Mammalia, Carnivora, Felidae. Gene Ontology annotation, molecular function: zinc ion binding; protein binding. The coding region runs from base 1 to 2352 and encodes 783 amino acids. The record is from RefSeq and is a predicted model, not a curated record. The transcript is spliced from 10 exons.